AUGUAAGGAGUAUGCAUAGCUGAUAUAGGAUCUUCUGGAAAAGGAUUUGAUUCUGCAAGCGGUUCAGUACGAAUGAAGUAAUUUCGAACAAAAGGAUCAGAACUCGCUGAUAGGAAAGGAGAGAAAAACAAAGCAAUCCCAAGGGCUCCCUCAACCCACUUGAUUGAUAGGCAAAGCUCUUUAUCAUCACGUGCCAAAUGCAACAAAGGAUAA
Messenger RNA from Diospyros lotus (date-plum), 213 nucleotides. RefSeq lists its product as uncharacterized. NCBI's taxonomy places the organism in Eukaryota, Viridiplantae, Streptophyta, Magnoliopsida, Ericales, Ebenaceae. The record is from RefSeq and is a predicted model, not a curated record.